AUGGACACGCCGGACGAGGUGUCGGAAGCGAUCAUCAGCACGGGUGGCGAUGGUAGCGGAUCGUUCGUGGAGGUGGAAAUCGCCUACUCGUCUUUGCCCAUCAUUCCGCCCUCCCUGUUCGCCGACAAUGAGAACGUGGUUUCGCUCAAGAUGGAGGACUGCGAUGUAGAACUGCUCGAGGCGCAUACUUUCGAUGAUGCGCACGAGCUGAAGUACUUACAGCUGCAGAAGAACCAUCUCACGGUGCUGCACGAUGAUGCGUUUGUGCGUGCGACGAAGCUGUUGCGGCUUAACCUUGGCGGGAACCGUAUCGUCACUGUGAAUGAGUUCGCAUUCCGCGGACUAGACGACUUGGAGACGCUGCGUUUGUCACGCAAUAAAAUCGCCCAGUUUGCGGCUAAAACGUUUGCUGGCAUGAGCCAGCUGACGGAGUUGAAUCUUGAUCAUAACCACGCCGAAGAGCUUCCGGAUCGCCUGUUCGAGGAACUGGGACAACUUCGGGAGCUGCAUCUGGACCAUAACUACCUCUCUGGAUUGUCGCGGAACACCUUCGUCGGGCUGACGGCUCUGCGGAAGUUGAUUCUGAAGGAGAACGAGCUGUCAUCUAUCGAUCCGCAGGCGUUCGGGCCAUUAUCCUCGCUGACGGAGCUGGAUCUGGAGGGCAACAAUCUGAAACUGCUGUCUCCGAGCACGUUCGUUCCAUUGGGGCACUUGCGGGAGCUCGUCCUGGCCGACAACUAUAUCGAGCGGCUGGAUGAUGCGAUCUUCGCAGGUAACACCAACCUGGAGAUACUGAAGCUGAACAACAACUCCAUUGAAGAACUGCAGCCAGCCGUGUUGGCGGGCUUGAAGAACCUGGAAGACCUGGCGCUGCAGCACAACGAAAUCCGAGUGCUCGAUAAGCACCUGCUCAAGAACGCGAACAGUCUGAAGGUGCUCCAGCUCGAGGGAAAUGUCAUUCACAAGAUCGUUCCAGGGACGUUCGAUGGGCUGAAGCGACUGGAAACGCUGGACUUGGAAGACAACAGCCUAUCAUCGAUCGAUGGUGGCUUGUUCGUGGGGCUAUCUUCGUUGGAAAAGCUGUACAUAAACGAAAACCAGCUAGAAGAGCUUAAAGCUGGCGCUCUCAAAGGGCUAGACCGAUUGCGUAAGCUGGAACUGGAGCAGAAUGUCAUCCGGCGCGUGGACGAGCGCUUCCUGGACGAUUCGAUGCAACUACGCGUGCUCUCGCUCGAGGAAAACCUUAUCGACGAGAUCCCGGCAAAGCUGUUCGCCAACCAAAAGAGCCUGAAGGAAGUCUCGCUGGAAAACAACAACAUCAAGCAGCUUCCGGAUGGGUUGUUUGCAGCCGUAUCCACCUGUCUCGAGGAACUCUAUUUGGCCGAUAAUGACCUUGACUCGCUUUCACCGGCUCUCCUGGAUCUACCCCGUCUGGAGCUGCUGGACAUUUCUGACAAUAAGUUCCGCGAGCUUCCAGAUGAUAUGUUCAGCAAGGCGAAGCAAUUGCACGAGCUGUAUGCUGAUGGUAACAUGAUAGACGAUGUACCGGAUGCUCUGCGAGCUCUGUUACGCUUGUCAACGCUUUCACUUACACGCAACCGUCUGCGUGACAUCGAUCCGCAAAGCUGGAGCAUGAUGCAGCGUCUCAAGGAGCUGUACCUGUCAGAAAACUUCAUCGAAACCAUCACACCACAGAGCUUUGAGCGGCUAGAGUCACUGAAGGAGUUACAUCUCGAUCGGAACCACAUCCGCAGCAUUCCUCCAAGCACGUUCGCGAAGAACACCAACCUCGAGAAGUUGAACCUUUCCAGUAAUCAUCUAGAAGGACCGCUAGCAAAUAGCUUUGCGAGUCUGUGGAAGCUAAAGCAACUGCACCUGGCCGACAAUCCGCUUGUGACGAUGGAAGCGAAUAGCUUCCGGGAUUUGCGCAAAGUUGAGAAGCUUUCCCUUGAGAAUGUUAGCUUGUCGGACAUCAGUGGCAGUCCGUUCUACGGUAUGUCAUCGCUGGAGCUGCUCGACCUCGACGAGAAUCGAGUGCAGCGACUGGAGGGUGCGUCCUUGCGCGGGCUGGAAAUGCUCGAAAAGCUGCUCAUCAAUAACAACCCCGUGUCACGCAUUGAUACUAACACGUUCAAACACUUGGGCAACCUGAAAACGAUCUCGUUCGGACCCGGAGCAAUCGACUUCCCCGAGGAUCUGCUCCAGAACAAUCAGCGGCUGAGAGAGCUGUACUUGUUCGAUUGCGUUGCUAGUCCCCUUCCGGGAAGGUUUUUCCAUUUCAACAAAAAGUUGAAAACGUUAGCGAUCGCUAACAAUGGCAAGUUGGGCGGAUUGAACAAGCAGUGGUUUAAGGAUCUGUCUAACUUGCAGACGCUGGUGCUCACUCGGAACGGUUUGUCGCAGUUCGAAAAGGGGAUAUUUGAUACAUUGGAUGGGUUGGAUGAGCUGUAUCUUUCGGGCAAUCCGGUCGGAGAGCUGGAUCGCGAUGUGUUUGCGAAAGUAGUUAGUCUAGAGGUGCUCGAUUUGUCUGACAUGAAGCUACGGACGCUCCCGAUGGGCUUAUUUGACAAUCUGUUCGAUCUCGAAAACCUUGAUUUGGGAGAAAACCAACUGGCGAACGGAUUGGCGAUUGGUGUGUUCAGAAACUUGUACUCCCUGAGAACACUUUCGUUGGACAACAACCAUCUGAAAACGUUAGAAUCUGCAUUGUUUGAUGACUUGAAAAACCUUCGUGUGAUCGAUCUGAGCGGUAACGAGCUGAGCAGUCUUGAUCCGCAACUGUUCCACGAUUCGCUCGAUCUGGAGCUACUCGAUCUGUCGUCGAACAAGUUCACCUCGUUUGAUCUCCAGCAAACCACGUUUGCCAAAACGUUGAUCGAGCUGGAUCUCGAUGACAACCAGCUCGUGUCGAUUCGUGUGACGGAGGAUCUCGAAGAACUGUACGUGGAAAACAAUCAGCUGACGGAGAUCACGGUGGACAACUCGCCGUCGUACAACUUGCGUAGCCUCUCGAUAGCGAACAACAAAUUCACUGAGCUGGAUUCGCUGUACCGAUUCAACAAUCUGGAGGAUUUGGACGCAUCAUACAACGGCGAGCUGCGGGUGCUGGAACUGGGAAGAAUUUCAAAAACCAUGUCUGUCCUGGAAGUGCUGAACGUGUCCCAUUGCAGCGUUGAGGAGCUCGAUCUUGCGGAGAUAGAAGUGCACGCUUUUCUCGAGGUGUUGGACGUGUCGGGCAACAAGUUAGCAAACCUGGAGAUGGAUGCUUAUGGCUACUUCCCGGCAAUAGAGAGCUUCAUAUUCGGUGGUAAUGCGUUCCAGCGGUUCUCUGUCGAGGAGUUGUUAGCCAGCUUUAAGGAUCUCGAAAUGCUCGGUCUGGAGGGUACCGCCUGGGAGCCCAGCUUCCUCGACGAGCUAGAAAACUACAUCGAGGACAAGGAUGUUAGUUUUUGGAAGCAUGGUGUAGAAGAGGCCCCCACAUGCACCAUUGGACGUGUCAGCAAUCUUUUCUGCAAUAUUUUGCAAGUGUUCACACUGUGCUGCCUUAUCGCUGGGGCGCUAGGUGUAGUAGAGUUCGAAUGCGACGACAAUGAGUGUGAAUUUCUGCUGGACGAGCUGAGUUUGGCGGAAGAUAUCAGCGCUUACAAAUUCCGGCUCACGGUAGAAAGUGGCAUGGUCGAGACGUGCUUCGAGGGAUCGCGUUUGUCGAUUGUCCCACCGGCCUUGUUUGCUGAUUACGGUGACAAAUUGGACAUCCUUGACAUGCAAAAAUCGGACGUGCAGAGGGUAGAUCCGGACACGUUUAGCGGUGCAUUUGGGCUACAAAGAUUGAGAAUGCAAUUGAAUCGCAUACCGACGCUUUACAGUUUCAUGUUCAGCAAUGCUACCGAACUGGUGCUCAUCAAUUUUGGCAGUAACCGCAUCGAUGAGGUGGGAGAGUUUACGUUUCAAGGAUUGAAGAAGUUAAAAGCGCUUCGUCUGUCCCGGAACAAGAUAAGAGUUCUACCCCGGAAGCUUUUCGCCGGUUUGACCGAGCUCACUGAUUUAAACGUGGAUCAUAACCGUAUCGUGGAGCUGUCGGACGGAUUAUUUGAAGACUUAGAGCUUUUGGGAGAGCUGUAUCUGAGCUUCAAUUUCAUCGAGCGCAUCAGCAACGGCUGCUUUGUCGGUAUGCCAACAUUACGUAAGUUGGUGUUGAAGAAUAACCGAAUCAGUUUCAUCGAAGCAGAUGCGUUUAAACCAAUGCCGAACCUACAUUACAUCUAUCUGGAAGGAAACCGUUUAACAGCUCUCGCACCAGAGACAUUUAGCUCGCAGACUAUCCUUUUCGAGCUGAACCUGUCCAUCAAUAAACUAGUGGAGCUACCGAAGGAUCUGUUUCGCAAUACCGUUGCUCUACAAGUACUGAAGCUAACAAAUAACUCGCUAGAGCAGCUACAUCCAGAUUUGUUCGAUAAUGUUCCCAUCUUAGACGAACUGGCGCUUGAGCAUAACAGACUAAAAUCGGUUGAAGCGGCCCUUUUCAAAAAUCUUCAGAACCUAACCACAUUGCUGCUAGAGAAUAACCAACUUGGAAACAUUCCUAUUGGAACGUUCGAUUCGUUGCGUUCCAUCCAGAUACUGGAUUUGGAAAAUAAUGGAAUUACGAUGUUCGAGGGAAGUUUGUUUCGAAAUCAUCAAUUCUUGAAAAAGUUGUUCCUUAAAAAUAAUUUGAUAGGGUUCAUCCGUGGUGAUUUUCUAGUGGGCACCAGGUUGCUGAAGGAACUGUAUCUGGACAAUAACCCAUUGGAGGAUAGGAUUGACGAUCAGUUUUUGAGACCAAUUAUGCUUUCGACGCUGUCAAUGGAUCACUGUGGGCUUAAGGAUAUUCCAGACCGCAUAUUUGAGAAUCAACAUUUUCUGGGCUAUUUAUCGCUACGCGAGAACAAAAUAACUGAGCUAAAUCCGGCGUUGUUAGCACCUCUCGAGCGGCUAGAUGAAUUAGAUCUAGCUAAAAACCAGCUGCGUAAUGUAUCAAACUCACUAGCAAACUUAACUGUCCUGGAUGAAUUAGACUUAUCGGGUAAUCACAUUAGCUACCUACCAGACGAUGCCUUUGCUGGAAUGAAGCACGUGAAAAAGAUUAUUCUCAAUAAUAAUGAGCUGGAAGAGAUUCCGAAAGCUGUGACUGUGUUGCCGACUUUGAAAACACUUUCCCUGACGAAUAACAGGAUCAAAUCAACUGCUACGAGCGGCAAUAUGUCGAUCAAGGAGCUGUUGUUGAGCGGAAACGAAAUAAGCACGCUCCGCCUGGAACAAUUGCGCAAUCUGGAGGGGUUGGAUUUAAGUAAUAACCAGCUUCGUAGCAUUUCGAAUGAUGCAUUCCAGUUUAGCAUGCAUCUUAAAGAGUUAGAUUUAUCGGGAAAUUUGCUCACUGGUCCACUAGAGGAUGUUUUUCCAUGGAAGCUAGAGAACCUAGAUCUCAGCAGGAAUCCGCUAGGAGAGGUCACUAAUGCCACAUUUAAAGACCUGAACAAACUGGAACAGCUAUUUUUGCAGAAUACGAGCCUCACAGAGCUUAAGAACAGUCCGUUCGCUUCCCUUGUGAAGCUGGAGAAAUUGGACAUAUCGGAGAACCGAUUGGUUAGGGUUGACGAAGCAUCUAUGCGAGGCAUAGAAAAGGUGGAAGAAGUAAUCCUGAAUGACAAUGAAGCUACCGUCACCGAUUUGAGUGGACUGAUCGAGCUUAGCCGAAUGCGAGUUCUGUCGCUAUCGUUUGCAAAUAUGCAACUGCCGCAUGAGCUGCUCAAAAACAAGUCUAAAUUGGCCGAGUUCUACGCACAAAUGCCUACGUUCGCCAACUUACCAGCUUCAUUUUUCCGUUACACUCUCUCGCUGAAGAAACUUUCCAUUUCUGAUAAUAAACGGUUCACCACGCUGCCUAAGGAUUUCUUUAGCUACGUGCCAUAUCUGAAGGAGCUUACACUGCUGAACAACAGCUUGUCAUCGCUGGAGGCAGGUGUGUUCGAUCCACUAGGCCUGCUCGAGUCAUUGGAUGUAUCAGAAAAUCCCCUCAAAUCGCUUCCUGCCGGUUUGUUUUCCAAAACAUACAGUCUCACAAACCUGCGUAUUGCCGACGCCAAUCUAAGUAGCCUGCCCAUGGCAAUCUUCGCUAAUCUGGACAUGUUGGCUGAGCUUGACCUGAGCAACAACCAGCUGUCGGAACUACCGGAAGAUGUGUUUAGCCAACUGUACUCACUGAGAAUUGUGUCUCUCGAAAAUAACCGCAUCGAAAGGUUAACGCCAGCGGUGUUCGAUGGCUUGGAGAAACUGGAAACGGUGCAUCUUGCACACAACAAGCUGAAGACGCUGGAUUCACGAAUAUUUGCUGGGGUACCGUUACAGGCGCUCGACCUGUCGUACAACAAAUUCUCAGCGUUUGAUCAGAGCACGAUGGCAUUUGCGGAGAACUUGCUCAUUUUGUUUAUGCAUGGUAACGAGCUUACGUUCCUCAAAGUAUCGCCCACUCUUGAGAAGCUUUCCAUCGACGAUAACAAACUAACGUCGAUCGAGGUGAACCUCACGGGGACGGAUGGGUACGGCAUGUUGACCUCCCUGUCGGCCGUACGCAAUCGCUUCCUUAGUCUCGAUAGCUUGUACAAGUUCAAGAUUAUGACCGCACUAGACGUGUCGUUUAACGAGCUAGAAGAACUGGACUUGGGAAAACUUUGCACCGAGAUGCUGUCCCUUGACAUGCUGAACGUAUCGAACAGCCACGUGCGAAGCAUCAAGACCGAUGGUCUCAGUUCGGCGAACUACAUGACUCACCUGGAUGUAUCGAAUAACAAUCUCACGAGUUUGGACUUGAGAACGUUCGGGUACUACAGAAAAAUGCAGAACUUCAUCUUUGGAGGCAACAAGUUCGAUACUUUCCCCGUGACUGACCUGUUCGAGGUGUAUAGCGAGCUGAAAACGAUCGGAGUGGAAGGAACAGAAUGGAAGUGUGACUUUCUGCGCAAUCUGAAAGUAUCGAUGGAUGAGGCACUCGUUAAAUUCUGGUACAAACCGCAGGAAACCGACGACGGUGUUGUUCGCAUAUGUAACAAGACGGUCGACGGUAUAUGCUGCGUUUAA
Anopheles nili is the source of this 7113-nucleotide messenger RNA. RefSeq lists its product as uncharacterized. Bases 1 to 7113 code for a protein of 2370 amino acids. Gene Ontology annotation, molecular function: protein binding. The record is from RefSeq and is a predicted model, not a curated record. NCBI's taxonomy places the organism in Eukaryota, Metazoa, Arthropoda, Insecta, Diptera, Culicidae. The transcript is spliced from 2 exons.